GUAUUGCGUAGCACAAUGUAGCAUGUAUUUGGUACUUGAUCCACGUUAAAGACGGUCGAAGCUACUGGUGUUUGGUAUUAAAUAUGAACUCGGAUGCAGUUGUGACAUUUAAUUAUUUGUUGUUACAUCGUGUGGGAUUGAAAUACUUUUAUUUUUCUUGGGAUUAAAGUAAACGGUUUUCUUAUUUUAUUUAAAAGGUGCUGCUCAAAAUCGUUGCAUAAAGUAGCCUGAUCAGUCGAGAAGUUCCACUAAAUCUUCCAAAAUGUCUCGCCGACACUCACAGAAUGGCCACCGCCGGGUCGGUGGCCUUUCCGCCAAUUGGUAAUCCCCGGAAGCUCGUGUCGAGGAAAUCAAAGCGUCGGAAGUUUCGAGAUCGCACGCAACCGGAGGAGGAACUUUUUGAAAAGACGACAGUGCUAGUAAGAGAGGACGUCUUCUUAAUGGAUAACAAGGUACGACGUGUUCAAACGAACUUGCUGGCCAACAGUCUGACGGCAAGACUCAAGAAAAACCUACCGGAAGGAGUUAUUGAAAAUGAGGCCAUCAACAAGAUACGACGAGACUCUUUCAAGGAUUUCCAGCAUCUAGAUAACCUUGAGAGACAGUACACAAGCGAACUGCACAGAGAAUCUAAUCGCCUUGACAAAGAAACGUACCAGCUGCUAAAACGACAUAAACAGUUGCAGAAACAGAGCGAAAUGUCGCGCCGGAAGCAAGACAAACUCGAGGCGUCACUGAGGUCAAGGUCAGGUAUGAGUUCCGUCACGUUGUUCCCUAUUGCCGGCGAAUCAGGCGGCGGCGAGAGCGUUGUUCAUCGGGAUACGUUUCCGGAAUUCGCGUCGGUGGACAAAGACGAUAUGUCUCAUGUUAAAGUGUUUAAGAUUAAAGGCGUGUACAUGCCCACAAAUAAGUACUCCAGUCGCAUAGAGCCGCUGGAGUUAUCCCCUCGAGAUAAAGCUGCACUUGUGAAGGAAAAUACGAAUAUUCAAGAUUCGCUUCGAAUGGCGGAUAACGGAACGCCGGUGGAUCUUCCGUCUAAGUCAAGAAUGAGUAAGAAAGGCUUGAGGGUUUCAUGGAGCAGGCAAAGUCGUUUUUAUCCCGAGGAAAGCCUCGCAAACGAAAGCUUGUUGGACGAAAUGUCGAGGACCGUCACCCAGAUGUCGUUCGCUGACUCUCGCACCACUGCUCUCACACCUGACCAGACUGUGAAACCAAUGACAAAACGGCCAGACGGGUUCUCAAAUCGGGUAUUUAACAGCAGACUGAGCGUGCGCAGUGACACGUUCCUUAUCCAAAAUAGCAAGCAUUUUAAAGGCAGGCGUAAAAUAGACACUAUAGGUUUAACAUGGAAAAUUCCGCCUGCAAUGCAACAUUCGCCUAUACCAGAAUGCCCAUCGCCCCACAGACAUGCGCGCAUGAGUAUUUCUGGUGUUUCUCAUAACCUCAUGCCGGUGACCACAGCGAUGCAACAGCAAGGUCGCUCAACGAAGAAGGUCUGUUGGCAGGUGCAGAAACCACCGCCAUUGAAAUCCUUGCAGAUGUACCAAUCCUGGAUUGAAAAACUCGAACAAUUAAAGCGCCAUGACAGACAUUAUGAAUCUGGGUUGCCAGGGAUACCGAACAGGGCCAAUCUGUCGGUGAUGACUCAGCAAGUUUAACGAUAAUUCAUUUUAGGUACAUUUGGAUUUUAGUCGUUCUUUGAAUAUAUUUUAAACUGCUGCAUUUUAGUUUUUCAUGAUUAUAAAUAAAUAUACCAUUA
This is a messenger RNA of Dreissena polymorpha, 1759 nucleotides long. RefSeq lists its product as uncharacterized. The record is from RefSeq and is a predicted model, not a curated record. NCBI's taxonomy places the organism in Eukaryota, Metazoa, Mollusca, Bivalvia, Myida, Dreissenidae. The transcript is spliced from 3 exons. Bases 285 to 1658 code for a protein of 457 amino acids.